Protomyces lactucae-debilis is the source of this 1668-nucleotide messenger RNA. Its product is annotated as chaperonin-containing T-complex eta subunit Cct7. Gene Ontology annotation, cellular component: chaperonin-containing T-complex. The transcript is spliced from 2 exons. Gene Ontology annotation, molecular function: ATP-dependent protein folding chaperone; ATP binding; ATP hydrolysis activity. Bases 1 to 1668 code for a protein of 555 amino acids. The record is from RefSeq and is a predicted model, not a curated record. NCBI's taxonomy places the organism in Eukaryota, Fungi, Ascomycota, Taphrinomycetes, Taphrinales, Protomycetaceae. Gene Ontology annotation, biological process: protein folding.
AUGAACAGCCAAAUCCCCGUCAUCGUCCUCAAGGAAGGCACAGAUAAUUCUCAAGGUCGCGGGCAGCUCAUUAGCAAUAUCAAUGCUUGCAUUGCCGUGCAAGAUACAAUCCGGACGACCCUCGGUCCACUGGGAGCUGAUAAGCUCAUGGUCGAUGCCCAGGGCCACGUCACUAUCUCCAAUGACGGUGCUACGAUUAUGAAAUUACUGGAUAUCGUGCAUCCUGCUGCCAAGUCGCUUGUGGAUAUUGCUCGUGCACAAGACGCUGAAGUAGGCGAUGGUACGACGUCUGUGGUUGUACUGGCUGGCGAGAUGCUCAGGGAGGUCAAGACAUUCAUUGAAGAUGGUGUGUCGCCGCAAGUCAUCAUUAAGGGAUACCGUAAAGCGAGUCAAUUGGCAGUCAACAAGGUCAAGGAACUCGCAGUCAAAGUGGACAAGCGUGAUCAAGUCAAAUUCAGAGAACUUCUCAUGAAGUGUGCAGCGACUGCCAUGUCAAGUAAAUUGGUUCAUGCGAAUGAGGGGUUCUUCACAAAAAUGGUCGUGGAUGCUGUUUUGUGUCUUGACCAGGAUGACUUGAAUGAAAAUCUGAUUGGCAUCAAAAAAGUACCAGGCGGUGCCAUGCAAGACUCCAUCUUCGUCGAUGGUGUUGCCUUCCAGAAGACCUUCUCCUAUGCUGGCUUUGGCCAACAGCCGAAAUCCUUCAAGCAACCCAAGAUCGCCUGUCUCAAUGUUGAGCUGGAGCUCAAGGCAGAAAAGGACAAUGCAGAGGUUCGCGUUGAGCAAGUCUCUGAAUACGACGCUAUUGUCGAUGCAGAAUGGCAAAUCAUCAUCAACAAACUCGAAUUGCUCGUUCAGUCGGGCGCAAAGAUCAUCCUCUCAAAGUUGCCGAUUGGUGACUUGGCAACGCAAUACUUUGCCGACCGUGACAUCUUUUGCGCUGGUCGUGUGUCUUCUGACGACCUCAACAGAGUGACACAAGCGACAGGUGCUUCCGUACAAUCUACUUGUUCCGAUAUUCGCCCAGAACACCUGGGUUCGUGUGCUUCUUUUGAAGAGCAACAAGUCGGUGGCGAGCGAUACAAUCUAUUUACCGGUUGCAGCACUGCCAAAACGUGCACCCUCAUUUUGCGUGGUGGUGCCGAGCAGUUCAUUGCAGAAGUUGAGCGAUCACUGCAUGAUGCCAUUAUGAUUGUCAAGCGCGCCAUUAAGAAUACAGAAGUCGUUGCAGGUGGUGGUGCCAUUGAAAUGGAGCUGAGUCGAUACCUGCGAGACUACUCCCUCACCUUGGCUGGCAAGCAGCAACUCAUCAUUGGUGCUUUUGCAAAAGCACUUGAAGUCAUUCCAAGGCAAUUGUGUGAUAAUGCCGGCUUUGACGCAACCGAUAUCCUCAACAAGUUGCGUAUGCACCAUGCGCGUGGUGAGAUUUGGGCAGGUGUGGAUAUGGAGACAGAGGGUGUUGCUGACAACUUUGCCAAGUUUGUAUGGGAGCCCACCAGUGUCAAGGUGAAUGCCAUUGCCUCUGCUGCCGAAGCUGCGAUGGUCAUCUUGAGUGUGGAUGAGACCAUCAAGAAUGAACAGUCGCAGCACGCACAGGCACCGAGAGGUGGACUUCCGCCUGGCGCUGCUCAGCGUGCAUUGAGAGCCAGAGGGCGUGGCCGUGGUAUGUGA